AUGUCCUUCAGCCAGAUGGAGAAUAUUACCGCCUGUGGGGAUGAUGCCUUCGGCCCCAAGGUCAAUCAUUGUCGAGGGGGCUUUGACUUCACGCUUUUCUUCGAAGAGUGCUUCUUCUCCAUUUCACGACUUCGCAAAGUGUCACAGAGUUGGCUCUACUGGGCGAAACUGAUAUUUGGUCAGGCUUUUGGGGCAACUCAGCUCUCUCUAUUUGUCGUGUGGUUUCUCCCCCAUGCGCCAAAAACAAGGGCCUCUUUAGCAGCCGCUGCUUUGGCUUUCCUUUCUUCGGUCGGCCUUCUCUUCUUGUCGCAUUGGGAGCAUGUCUUUUCUGUACACCCAUCUCACCUCCUCAACAUUGCCUUGUCUGUGUCUCUUCUAUUUGACAUUGUCCGUGUUAGAAGCCUGUGGUUUGCAUCCAAUAUGGCCAUUGCUGGGAUCUAUACAGCAAGCAUGACAUUGAAGAUUAUAUGGUUUUACCUGGAAGCACAGUCAAAGCGGAAAUCUUUCCUGAAUCCGAGAGAACGGUAUGGAGAGGAGGAGAUCCAUGGCUUAUACAGCCGCACCUUUUUUUGGUGGAUCAACUCUUAUCUCUAUCUUGGGUUCAAGAAUGUAUUGUCUGUGGAAGAUUUACCGCAUCUGGACCGAACCAUGUCGGUAGAUGUACUGCAUCGUCGACUCGCCAUGCGAUGGAAGCGAACCUCUAGAACUUCACACAAUAACUUGGCCUACUCCACCAUGUGGACGUUUAAGUCCUCGGUUAUAUGGGCAUUCGUGGCGAGGCUAGCAGUCAUUGGGCUGACGUAUGCUCAGCCAUUCCUCAUUAUGGCCUUGACCAACUAUGUUCAGGUCUUCAACUGUCUUUACCAACAUCACAACUUCCGGCUAAUUACGAAGAUCAGAGGAGCCAUUGUAUCCUCAAUCUUCGAGAAAACCUUAAACUUGAAAUUCGAUGAAUAUAGCGACACGGCGGCUCUAACUCUCAUGAGCAAUGAUGUCGAUAAUAUCGCAUUUGGAGUUCAGAACAUGCACGAAGUUUGGGCAAGCCCUAUUGAAACUGGUAUUGCGUUAUUUCUGUUGCAGCGCCAGGUUGCUUGGGCAGCGGUGAUUCCUGCAUUUGUUACUGUGAUAGCUUUUGUUUCCACGCAUUUUCUAUCAAAGUCAACACCUGGCAGACAAAAAUCAUGGAUGCAAGCUGUGCGCCAAAGAGUGGCAUUUGCAUCCACCUAUCUCAAUGCUAGUGCAACCAUCAAAAUGCUCGGUCUCCAGGAUAGCCUCUCCUUGAUAUUGCAGCAAUCCAGAAUCAAUGAGCUCAGCCAACAAAAAAGAUUUCGCCACAUGAUGGUCAAGAUGAACUUACUUGCCGGCACAAUUACAAACUUAAGCCCAGUGCUUACCCUGAGCGUCUAUACCGGCAUCGCGCUUCACACCGGCCGCGGCCCCUUGACCGCAUCUGCAACUUUCACCACCCUCUCUAUUAUUUCUCUGUUGAGCAGUCCAUUAUCAAACCUUAUUUAUUCGGGGCCGAAAGUAACUGAGGCUCUAGAGUGCUUUCAAAGAAUUCAGGCAUACCUUUUGGCUGAGUCGAAACUUGACGAUCGCGUUACUCCAGACCCGCAGCAUUUGGUAGCGCCUAGCCCGGUCGAGGAAUCCGAAUUUGGAAUCUCUCUGGAAACUCGAACAAACAACGCCUCAACACAAGAUGCUCAGGCUGCCCACCUCGUUCAUACUCAUCAAGCUGACUUUGGGUGGCAACGCCAAUCACCAGCCACGCUAUCCAAUGUGAAUAUCAAUAUACUCCCUGCUUCUUUGACCGUUCUUGUGGGGCCAGUUGGCUCAGGAAAAAGCACUCUUCUAAAAGCAAUCCUGGGGGAGGUGCCUUGUUUGGAGGGCUUUAUUCAUGUGACAGCUGCCAAAAUUGCAUUCUGCGAUACAAAGACAUGGAUCCGCAACCGAUCUAUUCGUGACAACAUUUGUCACCCACUUCCUUAUGACGAGGAGUGGUAUCGCACUGUGAUAUUCUCGACUGCUCUGGAUUAUGAUAUUGAUUAUCUCUCUCAAAAAGACCACACAGUCAUUGGUAGUAACGGCCUUUCACUGAGCGGUGGACAACGGCAGCGGAUUGCCAUUGCACGUGCGGUUUAUGCUCGAACAAAGCUAGCCGUCUUCGAUGAUUCCCUUAGUGCCCUUGAUGCCUCUACCUCUGCUCAGGUCUUCACUCGUGUCUUUGGACCGCAGGGUAUCUUGCGUCGCAACGGAACCGCCGCGAUCUUAGCGACACAUGAUUGGACAUACCUUGCCGACGCUGAUAAUGCCGUUGUCUUUGAUGAGGGAAGGAUCCGGGAGCAGGGACCCCCUCUAGAGCUCCAGACAUUCAAAGCUGGCUUGCCCAACGUUGCAACGGAAUACUCAGUUCUCUCUCAUAGAGCCCCAGAGCAAUUACAGACUACUACCACUUUCACAAACAGAGCAGGAUCAGAGGAGAAAUCCUCGAGAAAACAAGGGGAUUUAAGUGACUACGUCUACUACUUCCGAGCAUCUGGCCGAGGCUCAAUGAUUCUCUACGCUGGGGCCCUGAUUAUCGGCGUGUUUUGUUCACAAUUUACUAAUCUAUGGGUCCAGUGGUGGGCGGAGGAAAAUUCACGAAAGCCAUUUGGACAGUUGUCACAGUAUGUCAGUAUCUAUGCAAUAUUGGCCACAGCUGGAGCUGGGAUCUGGGCUUUCUGCAUGUGGUUGGUAUUUUGCCGCAUUGUUCCCACAUCAUCGUGCAACCUCCAUGAGUAUCUGGUCAACAAAGUUAAGAAAGCACCACUAUAUUGGCUCACGUCAACUGAUUCUGGCGUUAUUCUCAAUCGCUUCAGCCAAGACAUGAAUUUGAUUGACCGAUCACUUCCAGCUGAAUUUCUGAAAACCUCUAAUAACUUUCUACAGUGCGUUAUGAGUGCCGUGUUCAUCUGCGUGGGAGCAAAGUUUAUGGCUCCACUGAUUCCACUUUCGGUGUUUGCCAUCUACUGGAUCCAAAAGUUUUACCUUCGCACAUCGCGGCAGCUCCGCCAUCUGGAUUUAGAAUCGAAGUCACCCUUAUACACCCAGUUCACUGAGACACUCAAUGGUAUCAUCACUAUCCGCGCUUUUGGCUGGCAGCGCAACUUCCAGGAUGAGCACAAAAAAUUACUCCAGGAAUCCCAGAAGCCUUACUAUUUCUUGUUUGUUGUUCAACGCUGGCUGACCAUGGUUCUGGAUCUCGUUGUCGCGGGCAUUGCGGUCAUGUUGGCCGUUUUCUCUGUUUUCGUCCCUAACAUUGGGCCAAUCGGGGUUUCCCUUAUCUCAUUGAUCACAUUUAAUCAACAGCUUGCCGAGCUCAUCAAUUUUUGGACCUUGAUGGAGACCAGUAUAGGUGCUAUCAGUCGAGUUCGGAGCUUUGAGAAGGUGCCCACUGAAGAUCUCCCUUUGGAGAAUCAGGAUCCUCCUGUUACAUGGCCAUCGGAGGGUUCCAUAAUCUUUCAAGAUGCCGACUUGUCAUACGAGCCACUCGGAUCUCCUAUCCUUCGACACAUCACAUUAAACAUUCCCCCGGGAUCCAAGCUCGGAAUUUGUGGACGCACGGGCAGUGGCAAAAGCUCUCUUAUCCUCGUUCUUCUCCGCAUGGUUGAGAUACAGAGCGGAGAUGUCAUCAUCGACGGCAUUAGUCUACAGUCCUGCCCUCGCGAUGCGAUUCGCUGCAAAAUUACCGUUAUACCCCAAGAACCGGUUUUGUUUCCAGGUACUAUCAGGGAGAAUAUUACAGCCUUCAAAGUCAUUGAUGACGCCAGAGUGCUGCGAGCUCUGGAGAAGGUGAAGCUAAGAGAGCAUGUGAUGGCACAUGGGGGUCUAGAUGCGCAGAUAGAUGAUCUCCCCUUAUCCGCAGGUCAACGCCAGCUCGUCUGUCUAGCACGGGCUAUUACCAUGAAACAGAAAAUCUUGCUUCUGGAUGAAGCUACAAGCCGUGUGGAUGAUAGGACUGAUCAACUGAUGCAACAGGUUAUUCGACAGGAGUUUUCGGGGUGUACCAUCAUUUCAGUCGCACAUCGAGCUCAUACUCUUUUGGACUUUGAUCGAAUUGCUGUUAUUGAUGAAGGCAGAGUUGUCGAGUAUGACACUCCGGCUGUGCUAAUUGGAAACCAUGGGUCUCUCUUUGGGCGUCUUUGUGAUCAGACAAGGUCUACACUAUAA
Molecule: messenger RNA, 4209 nt
Organism: Penicillium crustosum
Lineage: Eukaryota; Fungi; Ascomycota; Eurotiomycetes; Eurotiales; Aspergillaceae
Exons: 7
Coding region: 1-4209 (1402 amino acids)
Biological process (GO): transmembrane transport
Cellular component (GO): membrane
Molecular function (GO): ABC-type transporter activity; ATP binding; ATP hydrolysis activity
Source: RefSeq, a predicted model, not a curated record